AUGGCUAAUGGGAAGGACUUAAAUCAUGAACUUUCUCAACUUUUCAAUGAGAUGUGGGAUAUGGAUGUUAACCGCCUUAUUCCUGGGAAAGACUACACAAUUGAUUUGCAGGGAAAAGCUGGUGCCACACAGCAAGGUGCCAGUGCCGUUCAAGACAGCGCACCCAGACAUCUCUUUCAUAAUGUGAAUGAAGAACGCCUUAAAAGCAUAAAAACUUUUGCAACCUUUAUUUCCUUACUGGACAACUAUGAGACAUCAACUGGUAUAGAAGAAGUAGUGACUCCAGAAGAAAUAGCUGAAAACAACUCUUUUCUUGAUGCUAUCCUAGGAACAGAAGUCAUGAAACUGGCUCAUGAAUAUCUGCUUAAAAAAAACCUAGCAAAGACAAACCUUGCUGAUUUCAAAAAUCAGCUCUAUGACAUCUGGUUCCAGCUGUAUGCCAGGAAAGAAGGAGACAGGCCUGAUUCUUGUGGUUUUGAACAUGUUUUUGUGGGAGAAACAAGGCGUGGUAAACAGAUCUUAGGUUUGCACAACUGGGUGCAAUUUUACCUUCAGGAAAAGCAAAACCAAAUUGACUACAAGGGAUAUGUCGCUCGGAAGAACAAAACCAGGCCUGACAAGGAUGACCAAGUUUUGAGCAUCCAGUUCACCUGGAAGGGCUCGGUCAAGCCAAUUGGAAGCACCUUUAUUGGUGUCAGCCCAGAGUUUGAAUUUGCCCUUUACACCGUAAUUUUCCUGCUGGCUAAAGAAAGAGUCACACGUGAAACAGUGAAGAUAGAAGAGUAUGAGCUACAGAUUGUUGUUUACCGCCAUGGACACCACAUUGGAACAGCAUAUCCAGUACUCCUCAGCACCAGCAGUGAGGCCUAG
This is a messenger RNA of Chaetura pelagica (chimney swift), 870 nucleotides long. RefSeq names its product poly(U)-specific endoribonuclease-A-like. Gene Ontology annotation, molecular function: RNA endonuclease activity. Bases 1 to 870 code for a protein of 289 amino acids. The record is from RefSeq and is a predicted model, not a curated record. The transcript is spliced from 7 exons. NCBI's taxonomy places the organism in Eukaryota, Metazoa, Chordata, Aves, Apodiformes, Apodidae.